GCAACCCAUGCAGCCCAUGAAUGACGGCACCCGUCACUGAUUGGGGCAAUCCGAGAUCGAGACAAGAAACAAGCAUUCUUUUGAAACGGCCUUCCUUAUACCCGCAUUAAUGUCACGUCGACACGGCAUCAAAAUCGGAGUCAAUAUUGGGGGACGGCAAGCGGUCAAUUGGUUUUCCUACUACACCUCUCUCUCUCUUUAAUUAUCUUUCUCUCUUUUCCUUCUCUCGUUGCACGGCCAAUUUUUGCAUGAGGAAUAGCGGAAAACAAAAUUCACAUUGUACACCACGGACUUUCUUUUAUCUCUCUCUCUCUCGGCAAGGGCUUGGCCACGUGCCUGCCGCCCUGGCAACGAUGGAAUGAUGGAUGACUGGACAUCGCACGGAUCAACGGCACACGCUUGACACAAGCAAAUUCGGGGGUCGGUUUUGGGUUUCUUUUUUAGAAAGUCCUAGAUGGGAGGGCAACUUUCACUAUCCUCGACUUUGCUUCUCUGGCAGGGUCGACUCGGAAGCAAACGAGACGACUUGGGUGGCAUUAGGGGGUGGAACUGGCAUUUGUAAGAAUACGGACGGAGGCUGUCGGCGGCCUGGGGGUUCUCUGGCGGAUGGACGGAUGGGAGGGACUUGGUUUGGGACUCAUUACGGACCUGAAAAAUGGCGUUGGCUUUUCCGGUUCUUGGCUUUUUCUUAUUCUCUUUUUUUCUUCCCCAGACGCGUUUUCUCUGCGCUUCUACACCCGCCUCCUAGCUUUCCUGCAUCUUUGACUUUCAUCUUUGGUCAUUCUUGCGGAAAAGUUUCCCCUUUCUUCUUUUCUCUUUACCUGACUUCAUCUCACGCCUUGUGACAACCGCCUUUCAACUCAAGAUCGGCUUAGUCACGGGGGCACCGAGAGUCGUUGGUAGUGAGGGAUUAAGAUCUGAAGAGGAGUUGGAGAUGAUGGAGAGGAGGCUGGAAUGAGCGACGCGCAACCAAAAACUUUCCUUGAACUUGUUGAUAACGCUUCGUCUUGCAAGGGCUUUGAACGCUUAGAUAGCUCAGCCUAAUGAAAUACGCAGUUAAGCUAAAAAA
Molecule: messenger RNA, 1069 nt
Organism: Colletotrichum phormii
Lineage: Eukaryota; Fungi; Ascomycota; Sordariomycetes; Glomerellales; Glomerellaceae
Exons: 1
Coding region: 366-845 (159 amino acids)
Source: RefSeq, a predicted model, not a curated record